Molecule: messenger RNA, 3870 nt
Organism: Megalops cyprinoides (Indo-Pacific tarpon)
Lineage: Eukaryota; Metazoa; Chordata; Actinopteri; Elopiformes; Megalopidae
Product: vinculin-like
Exons: 22
Coding region: 171-3581 (1136 amino acids)
Biological process (GO): cell adhesion
Cellular component (GO): actin cytoskeleton
Molecular function (GO): actin filament binding; structural molecule activity
Source: RefSeq, a predicted model, not a curated record
GUUGCUGGCUGGAGGGGGAGUGAGACUUGUAGUUUCCCUCUUAAAGUGAAACUGUCCGGGGAAGACGUUUGGAUUUUGUCCUUGCAGAAAUAGAAUAAAAGAUAGGAUAAAGCGAGCGUUUGAGCAAAGGUGCAUUCUCCUCUUUUGGGCAGCGGAUUUAAAUUGUCACCAUGCCGGUUUUUCACACUAAGACUAUAGAGAAUAUCCUGGAGCCGGUGGCUCAGCAGAUAUCCCACUUGGUCAUAAUGCACGAGGAAGGGGAGGUGGACGGCAAGGCGAUCCCAGAUCUCACCGGACCAGUGGCUGCGGUGCAGGCAGCUGUCAGCAACCUCGUGAGGGUGGGGAAGGAGACCGUCUCCACGACGGAGGACCAGAUAAUGAAGAGGGACAUGCCGCCCGCCUUCAUUAAGGUAGAGAACGCCUGUGCCAAGCUGGUCCAGGCCGCCCAGAUGCUGAGAGCAGACCCCUACUCUGUCCCCGCCCGCGAUUACCUCAUCGAUGGAUCCCGUGGGAUCCUGUCAGGGACCUCGGACCUGCUCCUGACUUUCGAUGAGGCAGAGGUCCGGAAGAUCAUCCGUGUCUGCAAAGGCAUCCUGGAGUACCUGACCGUGGCGGAGGUGGUGGAGACUAUGGAGGACUUGAUCACAUACACCAAGAACCUGGGACCAGGAAUGACGAAAAUGGCGAAGAUGAUCGACGAGAGGCAGCAGGAGCUCACUCACCAGGAGCACCGGGUGAUGCUGGUCAACUCCAUGAACACGGUGAAGGAGCUGCUGCCCGUGCUCAUAUCAGGUGUCAAAAUAUUUGUGAUGACAAAGAGCACAAAGAGCCACGGUGUGGAGGAGGCCCUGAAGAACCGCAACUUCACCUUCGACAAGAUGAGCUCCGAGAUCAACGAGAUCAUCCGCGUGCUGCAGCUAACCUCCUGGGACGAGGACGCCUGGGCCAACAAGAAGGAUAUGGAAGCCAUGAAGAGAUCUUUAGCGAUCAUUGAGUCUAAGAUGAAUCAGGCUAAAGACUGGCUAAGAGACCCGAAUGGGCUACCAGGAGACGCUGGGGAGCAGGCAGUGCGGCAGAUCCUGGACGAGGCGGGGAAAGUCGGGGAGCUGUGCGCUGGGAAGGAGCGGAGGGAGAUCCUGGGCGCGGUCAAAACUCUGGGACAGAUGACGGAUCAGGUGGUCGAACUGCGCGCCAGGGGUCAGGGGCCCACGCCCGUGGGUAUGCAGAAGGCCCAGCAGGUGGCCCAGGGCCUGGACAUCGUCACGGGCAAAGUGGAGAACGCCGCCCGCAAGCUGGAGGCCAUGACCAAUGCCAAGCAGGCUAUUGCCAAGAGGAUCGACGCGGCGCAGAGCUGGCUGGCAGACCCCAAUGGCGGCCCAGAAGGGGAGGAGAACAUCCGCGCCCUCCUGGCGGAGGCCAAGCGCAUCGCCGACCUCUGCGAGGACCCCAAGGAGAGGGACGACAUCCUGCGCUCCAUCGCCGAGAUCGCCGCCAUGACCGCCAAGCUGUGCGAGCUGAGGAGGCAGGGUAAAGGUGACACGCCAGAGGCAAGGGCUUUGGCUAAGCAGAUCGGAACGGCCCUGCAGAACCUGCAGUCCAAGGUGAACAGGGCGGUGGCCAACAGCCGGCCAGCCAAGGCCGCCGUCAACCUGGAGGGGAAGAUGGAGCAGGCCCUGCGCUGGAUCGAGAACCCCAGCCUGGACGACCGUGGCGUGGGCCAGGCUGCCAUCCGGGCAUUGGUGGCAGAGGGCCGGAGGCUGGCCAACGGCAUGCUGGGCCCGUACCGCCAGGAGCUGCUAGCGCGGUGCGACCGCGUGGAGCAGCUGAUGGUCCAGCUAGCCGAUCUGGCAGCGCGGGGCGAGGGCGACUCCCCACAGGCUCAAGCCGUGGCCCAGGUCCUCAAAGAGGCACUCAAAGACCUUAAGGCGAAGAUGCAGGAGGCCAUGACCCAGGAGGUGUCAGAUGUCUUCAGUGACACCACCACACCCAUCAAGCUGCUGGCCGUGGCGGCCACUGCACCCCCUGAAGCCCCCAACAGGUCUGAGGUGUUCGAGGAAAGAGCCGCUAACUUUGAGAGCCACGCCAGCAAGCUGGGCGCCACCGCAGAGAAGGCCGCUGCCGUGGGAACAGCCAAUAAGAGCACGGUGGAGAGCAUCCAGGCCGCGGUGAAGUCAGCCAGAGAGCUCACGCCACAAGUGGUCUCUGCCGCUCGUAUUUUGCUGAAGAACCCCGGGAACCAGCCUGCGUACGAGCAUUUCGAGACCAUGAAGAACCAGUGGAUAGACAACAUUGAAAAAAUGACAGGACUGGUGGAUGAAGCCAUUGACACCAAGUCCCUCCUGGAUGCCUCCGAGGAAGCCAUCAAGAAGGAUAUCGACAAGUGCCGGGUAGCCAUGGCCAACGUCCAGCCCCAGUUGCUGGUCGCCGGGGCGACCAGCAUAGCCCGCCGGGCCAACCGUGUCUUGCUGGUGGCCAAGAAGGAGGUGGAGAACUCGGAGGACCCCAAAUUCCGGGAGGUGGUAAAGGCGGCGUCAGACGAGCUGAGCAAGACCAUCUCACCCAUGGUGAUAGAUGCCAAAGCUGUGGCGGGCAACAUCCAGGACCCAGGCCUGCAGAAGUGCUUCCUGGACUCGGCCUACAGGAUCCUGGGAGCAGUGGGCAAGGUGAGGGAAGCCUUCCAGCCUCAGGAGCUCGACUUCCCGCCCCCUCCUCCCGAUUUGGACCAGUUGCAUGUCAACGAUGAGCAGGCCCCUCCCAAACCCCCCCUCCCAGAGGGCGAGGUGCCACCCCCCAGACCCCCUCCCCCGGAGGAGAAGGAUGAGGAGUUCCCCGAGCAGAAGGCGGGUGAGAUGGUGAGCGAGCCCAUGAUGGUGGCCGCCCGACAGCUUCACGAUGAGGCCCGCAAGUGGUCCAGCAAGCCUGAUGUCGCAGAUGAGAGUUUUGAGACCGCUGAGGCGGACGUAGAUAUAGAUGAUGAGGACGAAGCAGAGGAUAUCGAGUUCACAGACAACGAAGACGAUUACGAGCCCGAGCUGCUCUUAAUGCCCACCAAUCAGCCCGUUAACCAGCCCAUUCUGGCCGCCGCUCAGUCUUUACACCAGGAGGCCCGCAAGUGGUCCAGUAAGGGUAAUGACAUCAUCGGCGCAGCCAAGCGAAUGGCCUUGCUGAUGGCCGAGAUGUCCCGUCUAGUGAGGGGCGGCAGCGGGAACAAACGGGCCCUCAUCCAGUGCGCCAAGGACAUCGCCAAGGCCUCCGACGAGGUCACGCGGCUGGCCAAAGAGGUGGCCAAGCAGUGCACCGACAAGCGUAUCCGGACAAACCUGCUCCAGGUGUGUGAGCGCAUCCCCACCAUCAGCACACAGCUGAAGAUCCUUUCCACAGUCAAGGCCACUAUGUUGGGUCGUACCAACAUCAGCGAGGAAGAGUCCGAGCAGGCAACUGACAUGCUGGUGCACAACGCCCAGAACCUGAUGCAAUCCGUGAAGGAGACAGUGCGGGAGGCGGAGGCGGCUUCCAUCAAGAUCCGGACGGACGCCGGUUUCACCCUCCGCUGGGUCCGGAAGACCCCCUGGUACCAGUAAGCCGGGCUGCGCCUCCUCUCACCCCCGCAGCAUCUCCCUCCAGAGUGUGGAGGAGUGGGCCUCCUAACUGACCGGACCCACCCUGGGUCCAACGUUUGCUGAAAACAAUCCUCUUGCUUGGACACGUUUUGUAUUAAAUCCCAUUACUUACUGGCUGCUCCCUUUGGGAAUUUAGUGGUCUUAUAAAGGUUUGCGAUAGACCUAACUUCAUCUUCAACCAGUAAGACUGAAGACAGUUUUUGAAGACUUAUUUUUGGUAUGUUGGUUUUUCUGAGUUUUUUUUCAAAAU